Molecule: messenger RNA, 701 nt
Organism: Melospiza georgiana
Lineage: Eukaryota; Metazoa; Chordata; Aves; Passeriformes; Passerellidae
Gene: SFT2D3
Product: SFT2 domain containing 3
Exons: 1
Coding region: 42-701 (219 amino acids)
Biological process (GO): vesicle-mediated transport
Cellular component (GO): membrane
Source: RefSeq, a predicted model, not a curated record
UGGGCGGAGGGAGCGCUGUAGCGCCCGGUGCCGUCCCCGCCAUGGCGGACCUGGGCCGGCAGCUGCACGAGUACCUCGCGCAGUCCAAGGCCGCUGCUGCCGCCACCGGCCCCAGCACGGUCCCCGCAGCGCCGGCGGCCGGCGGCUCGCAGGAGGAGGCGGGGGACGGCGGCGGGCUGCGGGCCUGGCUGGGGGCGCUGAACCCGUUCCCGCCGGGCAGUGCCCCGGGCGCCACGGUGUGGCCUUGGACGGGAGAGGAGGACCCGUGGCUGCCGGGGCUGUCGCGCUGGCAGCGGCUGGCGGGCAGCGGGCUGUGCGUGCUUCUGGCCGCGCUGUGCUUCGGGCUGGCCGGGCUGUGCGUGCCGCUGCUGCUGCUGCGCGCCCGCAAGUUCGCGCUGCUCUGGUCGCUGGGCUCGCUGUGCGCGCUGGGCGCCGCCGCGCUGCUCCGCGGGCCCGCCCGCCUGCUGCGGGAGCCCGGCCGCGGGGCGCUGCUCUACCUCGGCGCGCUCUUCGGGACGCUGUACGCCGCGCUGGCGCUGCGCAGCACCGCGCUCACCGCGCUGGGCGCCGCCGCGCAGCUCGGCAUCGCCGCCACCGCGCUCCUGGCCGCGCUGCCCGGAGGUGCCGCCGGCCUGCGCCGCCUGGCCGGGCUGCUCCGCGCCGCCGUGUGCGGCCGAGGCAAGGCGGCGCUGCCGCUGUGA